Molecule: messenger RNA, 2127 nt
Organism: Penicillium olsonii
Lineage: Eukaryota; Fungi; Ascomycota; Eurotiomycetes; Eurotiales; Aspergillaceae
Source: the annotation of a GenBank genome assembly
AUGCCUACCGGUCUCAAUGUGCCUUCCGCCGGACUGUCGCUCCGACCUGGAGACCAGUCCGGGGACCUUUCCGCGAGGCCGGCUCAGAUCAUGCGGCUGAACCUGGUGCAGAGCACCCUGGAUGAUCUGAUUCAGAGCCUGCGGAAAGAGCAGCCGGCACGACUCCGCCUGGGCAAGCACCCGUCUCUUCACUACGGGGGCAAGUCCCAUUCCUUCCAUGCGUAUCCCGAAACACAUCGGUCCGAGAUCUACCAUAGCUCCGAGCAAGAAUCGUUAUAUUUUACGGGGGUUCUGAGCCACAGCUUGGAGGUGGAAAAAGCUAAAAAUGCCACCGCAGCCACGGAUCAGGCUCUGGCAGAUCUAGAGGAGAAACUAAAUGCCCACGAAAGAGGGAAAGAGUCCAAGAAAACCCACAUAAUCUCACACCCUGAUGAGCUGCGAGGGCUCCGGGGCAAAGCAGGGUACAAGGGACCUACGAGCAAGAUCGAGCUCGAAAAAGAUCGCUUCCUCAAAACCGCUGCUCAUCGCUCUCUCACUUCCAGUCCUACACUGGGUGCUCCCAAAUCUCCUGCUCUCGCCAUGACUCCCACCUCUGCUCCAAUGAUGCAAACUAAGGAUCGUGAGAGGCUCGAUGCCCUCAAAGUACCAUUCAUUCACCUUCUCGCGGUUCGCGCCGUAUCAGUCAAGUUCCUCGCCCGCAUGACCCGCAGCACCCCCGAAGACUGCGCCAUCCUCGCCGAGAAAUAUGGUGUCCAGAACCGUAUCAUGACCGACAAAUAUGAUCUGAAGGACAAGGUUUACAAGGAUCUGGAUCUCUGGGGAUUCAAGUACAUACCGGAUGACCAGAAGUCGGCCAUUGAGAACUCCAUCUCUGCCUUCGAUCGCAUGCGUGUUUCGAAGAGCGACCCGAUCUGGCAAACUCUCCUCCCGAAGGUUCAACGAGGCAAGGGAAUUUGUUUGUCACGUCUCAAUCUUCGCACUGCCCCGCCCCCCAAGCCCGCCCCCAAGCCCAAAGCCGGCGGAGCUGAUGAUUCGGGCAAGGACGAUGGCGACCGUGCUCCUGCUAAGACAUCUUCCUCGGCAUCUAAGUCUACUUCGAACUUGCAAAAGGCUCGGUCCUCUGACAAGGAUCUCACCAAGGCCAAGGCCAAGCCCAAGACCACCAACAGCACCCUCACUGGACGGGUCACCAAGAAAGCCGCUACCAAGGCGCCCGCCAAAUCGGAAGGCAACAGCAAGAUCAAGUCCGCGGAAUAUGUCCACGAUUCCGACGAGGAUGACGAUGUCGACAUGCUAGAGGCGCCGGCGCAUCCCGCGCCUGCCCCCAAGCAGUCGGAACACAAGCGGGUUCCGUCCAAUGUGAAAGCCCCAGCGCCAAAGAUCAAAGCCCCGGCUAAGCCUCGUCCCACCGAGGCCCAAUCUGCUCCUGCUAAGGCCCCCGUCAAGGCCUCCAAGUCCGAGACAGCGAAGCCCAAGCUGGAACCCACCAAGCCAACCGGCAAGGUCACGGCCUCCAAGCGUCCUCCGUCGCGACCAUCUACCUCGCCUCAGAAGCCGUCUCCACUCGGCUCAUCCCCCCCAGCCAAUGCAUCCGACCCCACCGGUCGCAAUCGAUCCGACAGUCAGAACCAAUCGUCUGGUUCAUCUUCGUCCUCACCCCUUAUGUCUCAGCAUGCGAAGACCAGCAAAGCUGGCCCGGCUGCAGCUACCGCCAAACUACCUGCUGCUAAAGCUACGGCCCAGACGAACGGCGUUACCAAAACCGCUACCAACCCACUGAAACGCAAGGCGGAGCCUGACCGACUGUCCGUGCCCCAGGCAGGCCGACCCACUGGAAACCUGGAAGCCAAGCGCCGCCGAGCGGUCAGCACCGCCUCCAGCGGAGGCAGCACCGGCAGUGCGUCACCGCCCAUGAGCCACCAGAUCAUGUGGCAGAAGCUGCAGGAAAAGUCUCGGAAGUUCAAAAAGUUUUACAGCAAAUACCGGGCCCUGCAUUCCUCCCUUGCAGAAAAGGCCGAACCCUCUCACGAGGAACUGGCACGUCUACAGGGCCAGCACGACCACCUUGAAGAGAUGAAGAAGGAGAUCUGGGAUGAAGAUCGCCGCCUCAAAGCUCUUCGCUCUUAA